AUGCGGGUGCGCAUCUGUGCUGGGGAGACCGCAGAGGCGGAUUUUGGACUUAAGCCUGGGACCAAAGAAGCGGCACGUGCGCCGCAGAAGCGGGGCCGCAGGAGCGGUCUAUGCACCGCAGGUGCGAAAGUGUUGGAGACAUGCUAUGCUAGAGAGUUCAUACCGCCCCCAGCCAUUCAGAGUUCUUCUAGUGGAUAUUCGGGCCAUCAGGGUCAGGCUUCAAGACAGCAGUCUAUGGCACUGCGGGGUUGUUACGAGUGUGGGGAUCCGGGUCACAUAAAGAGAUUUUGCCCCAGACUUCAGGGCAAGGCAGUACUGCAGGGUCAUCAGCCUAUGAUUACAGCACCAGCCGUCCGGUCGCCCAGAGGUGGGGGACAGGUUGGUAGGGGUCGUCCUAGAGGUGGANGGUCAUCAGCCAUGAGUUACAGCACCAGCCGUCCGGUCGCCCGAGAGGUGGGGGGACACGGGCGGUUCUCUGGUUGUGGAUUGGAUCUACCGGUCAUGUGUGGUUACAUUAUGUGA
Messenger RNA from Nicotiana attenuata, 522 nucleotides. RefSeq lists its product as uncharacterized. NCBI's taxonomy places the organism in Eukaryota, Viridiplantae, Streptophyta, Magnoliopsida, Solanales, Solanaceae. The coding region runs from base 1 to 522 and encodes 173 amino acids. Gene Ontology annotation, molecular function: nucleic acid binding; zinc ion binding. The record is from RefSeq and is a predicted model, not a curated record. The transcript has 3 exons.